AUGGAAAAACUGGAAGUAAUUAAGUUAUUGAAUGUAUCAAUAAAGGGUUAUAGUUUUCCUCUUCUACCUGUUUUCACGUGCUUUAAUUGUGAUAAAGAGUUUAGAUUAAGAGUUAUGCUACAUGCUCAUCAGAAGGAAUGUUGUUCUAAAUUUAAUUCGUGUGAAGAUUUGGACCAUCGGCAUAGUUCAAGUAACAAGAGGGAAUAUUUCUCCAUGUUGGGACUUAAAUCUGUGAAUGUGAAUUCAAAACAUUCAAAAUCAGAUGAUUCGACAAAUUUUUUCUGUGGUGAUAUCAUAGUUAUAGAUGAUGAGGAUGAGGAUGAAGAUGAUGAAAUUGAAUUACCUGUUUCGAAUAAUUCUUUGUCAAAGUAUCAAAAUCCUGUUGCCACGGAUGAGAAGCUUGAUUCCAAAAAUCACGUAAAAUCAUUUUUAAAAGUUCAUUUAAGAAACAGAUACCAAAAACUAUUAGCAUUAGAUGUAACAUCUCCUUUGGGUAGAAGAAUAGAUUUCAAAACAUCUUUCAAAGGUAAAAAACAAACUUGCAUUAUGAAUGGCUUUCCAUCAUAUGAAACGUGGUGUCUCACUAUUUUAAACGAACAAAAACAUUCUGAUAGCAAAUAUUUGAAAAUAACAAAGGAUCCAAUGGUUCGAAAAUAUAAUUUCAGACAAAAAAAGCAAAUUAAAAAGUUGUCAAAAACUGCUGAAGAAUUAAAGCUUAAAAUGAAGCUCUGUUCUGUAAGCAUUAAUCGCAUAACAACUGAGGUUAGUCCUAGUUAUAACAGUAACAAGGAAAACAAGACUUUCAAGGAUUGCCCGUCGUCAUCGGAGGAUCAAGAACCUGUUAUUCGAAAAGUUUAUUCUCUUGCCCUUAAUAAUUCUAAUGACUCUUUGAAUCAAGGAUCAAUCAAUAAUGUCAAUGAAACUGAAGAGAAUUUAAUUAAUUUGUGUGAUGUUGAUAAUGACUGUUUUGUUUGUGAAGUUGAACCUUCGAACAAUAAAAAUUUGCUUGCUGGUAGAAUUGAAGCAUCUCCAAAAUCUCCGCAAACAUUUUCGUUUCUUUGUCGAAUUUGUGAUAACGUCGUUGAAUGUAACAGUGGUUCUCAAGAAAACAUGAGACAGCAUUAUGCAUAUGUUCACAAUAUAUUUAACGUAAAUUUAGUUCCAUGCGUUUUAAAUGGGAAAACUAUUUGGAAAUUGGUUGAGACGUAUAAUCCAUUAAUUAAAAAAUUGUGCUUUAAAGGUACUAACAAUAAAAAUACAGAAUCAUUAAAUACUCUUCCUAGCAGAACUGGUAUUUUACCAAGCCACACUGUGCAGUGUGGGAAAAGCUCAUCUAAUUCACAUUUUCAAAGUCGAACUAUGUUGUCUACUAACUCAUUUUCUGAAUCUUUUAAUCGUAAAAAUUUCCUAUCAUCUAAAUCACUUAAUUAUCAAACAUUUUCUACUGAUAUUAUUUGUAUAGAUUAA
Helobdella robusta is the source of this 1467-nucleotide messenger RNA. RefSeq lists its product as hypothetical. The record is from RefSeq and is a predicted model, not a curated record. Bases 1 to 1467 code for a protein of 488 amino acids. The transcript is spliced from 2 exons. Lineage: Eukaryota; Metazoa; Annelida; Clitellata; Rhynchobdellida; Glossiphoniidae.